AUGGAGCUAUACCAGGUCGAAGGAACUCGUGAGGGAGGGACUGUGACUGUACAUGGUCCCUUUGAGCACGCCCCAGAUCACAGUCUAAGAAGAGUCGACAGCGGAUAUGGCCCUGGCUUGACUGAAGCUCCUGUCGCAGCUCCUGUCUCAGCCCCAGCAAAUUCAAUCCCCGAGGCCAACAACGUCCAUGAUCACCCGGAAGCUGCUGCCGAGAACGGCUCAGGCUCGCCAGCCUCCGAAGCACACGCCGAGGCCACAGAAGCAGCACAUGACGAUUCUCAGCCAUCAUUCUCGGCAUUUAGCAAAUACGAAAAGUUAUUCAUCGUAGUAAUGGUGACUCUUGCCUCGUUCUUCUCCCCUCUUUCCGGUCAAAUCUACUACCCCGUCAUGCCGAUAUUGGUACGAAACUACCACCUCACCCCGGAGUUGAUCAACCUCACAGUCACAACAUAUAUGAUCUUCCAAGGCCUCGCUCCGAGCUUCAUGGGCACCUUCGCCGACACAGGGGGCAGACGUCCAGCGUAUAUCAUUGCCUUCGCAGUCUAUACCGCUGCAAAUAUCGGGCUAGCAUUGCAGAACAGUUUCGCGGCGCUAAUUGUCCUCCGCUGUCUCCAGAGCGCCGGGAGCAGCGGCACUGUGGCCUUUGGAUAUGGCGUUAUCGCAGAUAUUGCAACAACAGCAGAGCGUGGGAAGUAUAUCGGGCCUAUGGCAGCAGGUGUUAUGGUUGCGCCUGCGCUAGGCCCUGUCAUCGGUGGUCUUUUGGCCAAAUUUCUUGGCUGGCGCAGUGUCUUCUGGUUUCUAGUCAUUGUAAGUGGAGGAUAUCUAGUGUUCUACGUGCUUGUUAUGCCAGAAACGGCGCGCAAGAUUGUUGGUAAUGGUCACGCAGCACCAACUGAGUGGUGGCGCAGGUCGAUCAUCCAAUGGUGGUCGAAGAGACAGGCACAGUCUGACGAGGAAGGAAACACUGGCGCAAAAGGAUUCCAGCAGUCCCCGAAUACCGAGAGGCUUAGUUUUCCGAACCCUCUCGAGUCCUUACUCAUCCUGCUGGAGUGGGAUGCCUUGAUCAUCAUCUCAUACGUCAGUAUUGUGAUGUUCUCGAAUAUAGCCCUGCUCACAAGCACUCCCAAUCUCUUUGGUCCCCUGUACGGAUUCAACGAGCUUCAGAUUGGACUGUGUUUCUUGCCCCUCGGAGUAAGCUCUUGCCUCGGCGCAGUCCUAUAUGGAAAAGUCAUUGACUAUAACUACGAGCGAACAGCUCAAAAUCUGGGAUUCCCAGUGGACCGGAAGAAAGGGGACGACUUGCGCAGUUUCCCGAUCGAGCGCGCUCGCCUGCAAACAGUCUUCCCAGUAAUGGCCAUCGGCGUUGCAGCAUUCAUCCCAUACGGCUGGAUCCUGCAGCAAAGAGUACACUUAGCUGCCCCGCUAGUGCUACAGUUUAUCAUAGGCUUCUGUUUCGUUGCAUCCCUUAACUGUCUCAACACACUUCUUGUCGACCUGUUCCCAGAUAAGCCUGCCACAGCUGCGUCGGCAUGCAAUCUUGUUCGCUGUUGCAUUGGUGCCGUGGGGGCUGCUGUCAUUAGCCAAAUGCUGGGUGGCAUGGGAUGGGGAUGGUGUUUUGUCUUCCUUGGUUUGGUUAUGGCUGUUGGGAUGGGGUUGCUAUGGGUUGAGAAUGCGUGCGGGAUGGGCUGGAGAGAGAAGAGAUUUCUCAAGAUCGAACGGAAGAAAAUGCAGAAAGAGGCGAGAGCUGCUGAGAUUCAGAUCGAGGGAAAGGCCGAUGGGGGAGGGCAGAAGGAUAUUCACGUUCGAGAAUUAGUUGCUGGUGCUGGUGCUGGUGCUGAUAUCACUGGAGGAACUGAUACUCGCUCAAACCAGUGA
Molecule: messenger RNA, 1875 nt
Organism: Penicillium coprophilum
Lineage: Eukaryota; Fungi; Ascomycota; Eurotiomycetes; Eurotiales; Aspergillaceae
Product: putative MFS transporter
Exons: 2
Coding region: 1-1875 (624 amino acids)
Biological process (GO): transmembrane transport
Molecular function (GO): transmembrane transporter activity
Source: RefSeq, a predicted model, not a curated record